Messenger RNA from Octodon degus (degu), 896 nucleotides. RefSeq names its product C-C motif chemokine ligand 24 (gene Ccl24). Gene Ontology annotation, biological process: inflammatory response; lymphocyte chemotaxis; chemokine-mediated signaling pathway. The transcript is spliced from 4 exons. The record is from RefSeq and is a predicted model, not a curated record. Gene Ontology annotation, cellular component: extracellular region. Gene Ontology annotation, molecular function: CCR chemokine receptor binding; chemokine activity. The coding region runs from base 44 to 403 and encodes 119 amino acids. Lineage: Eukaryota; Metazoa; Chordata; Mammalia; Rodentia; Octodontidae.
UGUGCUUGGUGCUGGAGCACUGCCACAGGGUCACCUCCAGGCCAUGGCAGGCCCCGUGACCAUUGCAGCUGGUCUCCUGCUCCUAGCCCUCUGUGCUCACUGCAUUCUGCCCACAGACUCUGUAGUCAUCCCCUCCUCCUGCUGCAUAACCUUUGUUUCCAAGAAAAUCCCCGAGGACAGGGUGGUGAGCUAUCAGCUGACCAGCAGGAGCACCUGUACCAAGGCGGGAGUGAUCUUCACCACCAAGAAGGGCCUGCAGUUGUGCAGCGACCCCAACCAGCCGUGGGUGCAGAGGUACAUGAGGAAGUUGGACAGCAAGAAAAAACGGCCAUCCCAGAGGGCCUGGGCAGCGGGUGGAAAGGUCCUCAUGAAGAGACCCCGUGGCAACAGCACCACCCUCUGAUGGCCACCUGCCCUCUUGCCCCUCGCAUGACUCCUUGGGGCCAGGAGAGUCAGAGGGCCAGGGCAAGAGCUGAUUUUCCUAUUGGGAGCUUCACUCUCAGGGGAUCCGUCCAGUCUGUGAAAACCGGAGGGAAGUGGCUGCUUUCCUGGAAGGAGAAAGGGCCGCGGCCGCCUUUGCCUUCUCCUCACUGCCACCAGCCUGAGUCCCGCCCCACCCCCACCCCACCCCGCGCCCGCGCACAGCUCACCUGCUCUGCGCCACCAGCUGGCGUUGUCCCCAGGCGCUGUGCUGCAGUGGGCCUGAGGCUGGCUGCCAGUCCUUUGGGAAUGGUGACCUGCCCGCAGCAGCAGCUCCCCAGUAUGUGGGCUGCUACAGGCUGGUCCCACCUGCAACACUUGGAGGAAACAAACCCCCAAUCAAAUCAGGGGACUUCUUGGUAGCAUUCACAGUCGGGCCUCACAGCCUGAUCCUGGCCCUCCUCGGGCACCUCCUA